AAUGAACAAAAUGCAAAACCUGCUUGCGCGUUGUGUAAAAAAAUGUAAUGAAAACGGUAAAAACUAUGAUGAUCGAUAUCUUAUAACAGUAUGAGUUUAUUUCUGAACAUUAACUUCAAGUUAACAGUGACGGCUUGCCGAUUGGACACAUCCUUGUUCUGUUCUUUAGACAAUCAAUAAAAAUCAGAUUAAUGAUUUUUAUAUAAUUAGGAAAUCGUAGUAAAAUUGAAAAAAAUUUAUAUAAAAUAAAAGUUUUAAUAUUUUUUGCGCGUAAGAAUAAAAAAAGCAUUCUUUGCAAUAACUAAUUCUCUCUCUCUAACAAUAAUCCAUAAUUAUCUAAAUACUUUUUGUGUAAGACCGUUAAGUGUUAAAACCAUUCUGCCAGUUAAUGUACGUGCGAUCAUGAGAGAUCAACAUGUUUAUCUGACACUUAAUGUUUACAAUGACUAUCGGUUAUCGGUAGAAUUGUCAGUUUUCACGGACCCGUCUAAGAGAUAUAUAAGGCAACAUGAUGUUUUUGAAGCUGUUAUUAAGCGUCACUGUGAUAUUCACCGGUAACCAACAGAUAAUUGCGGUAAUCAACAGAACUUAUGACCAUUGCAAAAUCGCCUCUCCUUAUGACAAUAUACCGCUUAAUGAAACGACACCAACGCUUUAUAAUAUCGAUUUGAACAUGGAAAAUAACUUAGUAAUUCUUGGCGAAUCCAACAUCUUUCUCACAGUUUCUCGUACAACCAAACGCAUUAUUUUACAUGCUUGCGAAUUGCAAAUAGAUGUUAAAUCAAUAGUGCUCACUUCACAAAGUAUAACAACCUACGGAUGGGAUAUAAGACACGAAUAUUACCAGUAUGUUUACUGUCAAAUAGCGCAAAACAUUGAACUGAUUUUUAAAGAUGACAUAAAUCCAGGAAAAUAUAACUUACGCAUAAAAUUCAAAUUGCCUUCGACUGAUAAUAAAGACUUGAUCUUUUAUGAUCAAAACUUCUGGUUACCGAUGAUACGAACUGAAUUGAACUCAGCGCGCAGAAUAUUCCCAUGCUGGGACAAUCCGGGAGCAAAGGCACGAUUUAACAUCUCAGUGAAACAUUCUGUGUCCUAUACGAUCUUGUCAAAUAUGCCAGUAUCGCACGUAGCCGACGAACAAAAUGGCAUGAAAAGGAUAUACUUCACCAAGACUCCCAUGAUAGCUCCUCGUGAAGUGGCAAUUGCGUUGGUCGCUAAUGUAAACAGCAAACGGAGCUAUAUAACUUCUGGAGUGACUCUAUGGUAUCGACAGCAAGUGGACGACAACCAUUUGGAGUAUAUGUUUCACACAAUUGAAAAUUGCAAGAAAAUAUUUGACACGUACAUUGGAAAUAAUAAAAUGACGUUGAAAACAGACUAUGUCUUGGUGCCGAAUAUUCCUAUGAAAGUUAUGGGAUAUCCUGGACUCGUUAUUUGCAGAGAACGAGAUUUUACGUAUAAUGUAGAUUCAGAUUAUUCUGGUCGUAAGAGCCUUAUAUUGAAUUUACUAGGACAAGAAAUGGCACGUCGAUGGUUCGGGGGAAUAAUCAGCCCGUCUUCGUGGUCUGAGGUUCUGUCUAGCCAGAUCAUCGCGUCGUUUCUCCAUCUUAUCUUAACAGAGAACCUGCAAAACAAAGCGAUACAGAAUCUUUACGCAGUUCAAAUAGUGCAGUCUACUUUUCAUCACGAUUUUGCUCUCAAUAUGAAAUCUCUUUUAUAUAAGAUUGACAGCGUUGAUAAAAUCGAAAAAGACCUUUACUUUCGCAUGUAUUGCAACAAAGGAGUCGCCUUACUACGAAUGUUAUAUUAUUUAAUCAGCCCGGACAACUUUCGAACUGCUAUCCAGACGUAUUUUAUCAAUAAUGACCAUACUUCGUUCAAACUCAACAAUUUAUGGAAUAUUGUCCUUGCCAAAGAAAACAAUGUAUGGGUCCAUGGAAUACAGGAAGUAAUAGACAAAUGGUUGAUGCUGUCUUCCAUUCCGCUAGUGUACGUUGACCAUAAUAAUAAAAGUAACACGGUGUAUAUUUCGACAGACAAUUACUGUGAUUACUGUAUAUUACCUAUAACUUACAUCACGAAGUCAAAUCUCAAUUCUGGCUAUGCUUGGAAUGUCACUUGGCUUGACAGUUUUGAGACUAAAACCAUCUCUAAAAUCGCUGAUGAUGAUUUCAUCAUAGUCAACUUGGAGCAGUCUGGAUACUAUCGCGUUAAUUACAAUCUCCAGAAUUGGCUGAAAAUUAUAUCUUACCUGAGCGUACAUGAUUACACGCUCAUACAUGUCAACAAUCGCGCACAACUAAUCGACGAUGCGUUUUACUUUACGAUGCAGGGACAACUCGUACCCUCUGUUUUCUCGAAACUCAUCUCAUCAUAUCUGCCGCGGGAAACGAGUUAUAUAGCGUGGUAUCCUUUGUUUAAUAUUAUGUUGCGCAUGUCAACGUUCCUCCAGUUACCAGAAGGUGAAGAUAUGAGGAAAACCAUACUGAAUUCGUUAGGAACUCUUCUGAAGAUCAUAGGAUACAAAGAAGAUUUCAAUGAAGACAAUAUGAUGAAGUCGUUAAGAUUAUUAGCAGUAAGAUGGGCUUGUAGAUUAGGUCUUAAAGAAUGCAAGGAUGCCGCCUCUUCUAGACUAUUGAUUCAUUUCAACAUGCCUUAUAUACCAAUUCUAUCGUGGUGGGAAGAAUGGGUAUAUUGUACAGGUAUGGAAACGGCAUCUCUAGGAACUUGGCGAAAAUGGAUGAAUAAAUGUAUUAUAAAGCAAAAUGAAACGUGCUUUACUUAUUUGGCUUGCGCUGGCAAAGAAGACGUCCUCAACUAUUAUUUAUUAAUGCUUUUGGGGAUAAAGAAAAUGGACGAAUUCAUGAAAGAAGCAGGGAUCCUGACGCUUUUUCAUACUUUAUUUAAAAAACAAGCGAGUAACUAUUGUAUGCUUACGAACUUCGUAAAAAAUCAGAACAAAAUAAAUAACAAGAUUUAUGGCCACGAUGUGGAUCUAACUAUGUUGUUAAGAGAAGUAAUUGGGACUAUAUAUACCGAGGACGGUCUCAAAAUGAUGACGAAUUAUAUUCAAGGAUUGAAAUUUAAGAACGAGACACGAUCGCGUCUAUUUUAUGACCUGAUCGAUUUACGGCUUGCCGAACUGACUCGAGCAGUCAAGAUAUUUCAAAUAUUUGUGGGAGCCAAUCUCGUAUAAUUUCACCACAGGACGAAUCAGUUGUAUUCUUUCACGAUUGUAUAUUCAUACAUACAACUGCGAGCGAAUAAUUACAUAUUAAUUAUUACUUUGUUAUUUAAUAAAUUAUAUUAUAUUGAAA
Molecule: messenger RNA, 3320 nt
Organism: Odontomachus brunneus
Lineage: Eukaryota; Metazoa; Arthropoda; Insecta; Hymenoptera; Formicidae
Product: thyrotropin-releasing hormone-degrading ectoenzyme-like
Exons: 12
Coding region: 509-3199 (896 amino acids)
Biological process (GO): proteolysis; peptide catabolic process
Cellular component (GO): cytoplasm
Molecular function (GO): metalloaminopeptidase activity; peptide binding; zinc ion binding
Source: RefSeq, a predicted model, not a curated record